Messenger RNA from Emericellopsis atlantica, 3585 nucleotides. RefSeq names its product putative NRPS-like enzyme. The record is from RefSeq and is a predicted model, not a curated record. Lineage: Eukaryota; Fungi; Ascomycota; Sordariomycetes; Hypocreales; Bionectriaceae. The transcript has 5 exons. The coding region runs from base 337 to 3348 and encodes 1003 amino acids.
GUCAAUUACCAUCGAGAUACCGCCGGUCAACCAUCUCAAAGCGAGCACAAGCUCCCUGGCAACCAGCAUCACGCUCGGUCACAAUCCACGGCAUGUCUUGCUGUAGGCAUGAAUGGCUCGUAUAGGAGGAGUUGAUCAAGGGAAGAAAGGGGACGUCUUGAUGGGUGCAGAUCAUGGAAAGGGCCCUGAGGGCAAGCUUGGCGAGCGCCUCUCGAGUUUAUAAAAACCUGCCUCGUCUUGCCCCGACAAGAGGCAUGCGGACAAGUGCCACCCGACAGAGAUCCUCAUUCUUCACGCUUCCUGUUGUUGUUUAUAUCGCUUCCGCUCCGCAACACCAUGCCUUCGAAGCACGAGCUGUCCCUCGUCCGCUCCUACGAGCAGGGCGAGGUGACGAGCUGUCCAUUCCCUACAGUCACUGCCUCAUUCUACCACCAUGCUCUCGGCUUCCCCGACGCAAUUGCCGUCAGGGACCUCUCGAGCCAGCCGCCGCGGGAGCUCACAUAUCGCCAACUUCGAAUUCAUGCACAGAGUCUGGCGAGAAAGCUCCGAGGCCUCGGUGUAGGCCGAGGACAACGCGUCCCACUACUCGUGAAGCGGGGCCAAGAGAUGAUUGUCGGUAUCUGGGCCAUCCUGUCCUGUGGAGCGCAGUACGUUCCUCUGGACGGGGGAGUUGUGCCAGAGUCCACCAUCCGAACCGUCAUUGAGCAAUCGAGCUGCUCGGUCGUUCUCUGCAUCUCCUCGACGGAGCAACGACUCAAGGACUUACACCAAGAUGGACCGCUGACGCCCGUCCUGAUCGACGAACACUGCCGUUCUGACAGUGAGACAUACUCGAAUCAAGAGGUGCUUGACCUGGCAACAGCCGACGACGGAUGCUACGUCAUUUACACAUCUGGGACCACCGGCAAGCCAAAAGGAGUAGACGUCACCCACCGGAAUGUAGCGAACUUGGUGUGCCAGAGCCCCGGCAACCUGGAUGUACGGCCCGGGACGUGUGUCGGCAGCAUUCUGAACAUAAGCUUUGACAUGGCUGCCUGGGAGAUUUUCACCUGUCUAUGCAACGGCGGCACCCUCGUCGUUCGCGGCUCUCAAUGGGAACCGGCACUGGAGCAGAUCAACGUCUUGAUUUGCACACCUACUAUCCUCUCCAAGUACCACCCCACAAAAUUCCCCAAGAUCCGGGCGGUUGCUACUGCGGGCGAGGCAUCGUCCCAAAAUCUUGCCGACCUCUGGGCAACGCACACGACGUACUGGAACUGCUGUGGGCCUACCGAGACGACAAUUGUGAACACAAUGUCCAGGCACGUUGUUGGGCAGAAGCUGUCCAUUGGCAAGCCGACACCGAACAACAAAGUGUACAUCCUUGACGGAGACCUUGAGCGCGUUGCUCUUGGUGCUUCUGGAGCCAUGUGGGCCGGCGGCCAUGGCGUGUCCAGGGGCUAUGUCGGCCUCGAGGCCAAGACCAAGGAGGCGUACCUACCCGACAAGUUUGCCAACGACGGCUCGUUCAUGUACAAGACUGGUGAUCUCGGGUCAUGGAUGGAAGGGGGCGCCAUUGACAUCCUCGGGCGUGCCGAUGACCAGGUCAAGGUCAAGGGCUUCCGCGUGGAGCUCGAUGGCAUCUCUGCCACUCUGGCCUCGUUCCCGGGCGUCACACGAGCCACUGCUCUGCUCAUCGACGGUCAGAUCCAUGGCUUCGUGUCACCGGACCAUCUCGACACCGUCUCCAUCCUCGACCACACCAAGAAGUCCCAGCCAUACUAUGCCGUGCCUUCCAAGAUCAUCCUUCUCUCGCAUCUGCCAUCGACGGCGAACGGCAAGAUUGAUAAGAAGGCCUUGAUGACGAUGCACGUGGCGGAGGAGCCCGUCCAACGACCUGAGGUAGAGCCCAAGCCUGCGGUGGUGUCUGAGAAGGUUGUGGAUCUCGAAGCCGCUGUCGAGACUCGUUCCAUCUCGGGUACAUCCGUCUCUGCCACGUCGUUGACCACCACGACAACAUCGACGACCGUGGACAAGAAGGAUCUCUCUGCCGACAUCCCCGACAAGCGCAGAGGCCGUCCCUGGCGAGGUCUUCGUCACCGCGUCUUUAUCAUCUACCGCCAGCUCUUUAGCCUCAUGUGGCUGCUCAACACUGGAUUCCUUGUUGCGCUUCUCGUAACCGAUGGCGGGUAUUCCUGGCUUAACCUUUUGGUGGCCGGCAACCUGGUGGUAUGCAUCCUGAUCCGCCAGGAGCUCGUCAUCAACGCUCUCUACACCAUUUUCUGCUCCGUACCCAAGGGAUGUCCUCUCUGGAUCCGAUCGCGAUGCGCGGAGAUUUACCAUCUGGGUGGUGUUCACUCUGGUGCUGGCAUAUGUGCUACGGCCUGGCUACUCAUCUCAACCGUGCGCGCCACUUGGGAUCGCGUUGCCGACGGGACCCUCAACCAAUUGAACCCGAAUGCUCUAGCCGUCCUGGUGCUUUCGUGGAUCUUGUGCAUCCUCUGCGUCUGCAUGGUCGGCUUCGCCUGUCCUGGCUUCCGCAAGCGCUACCACAACCAAUUCGAGCGCAUCCACCGCUUCGUGGGAUGGACGACACUCGUCAUCUUCUGGGUUCGCGCUGUUCUGUCCGUGGAUGGCGAGCGAGGCCGUGCCCAGGAGCUCGGUCAUGCUCUGGCCAAGAGCCCCAUCUUCUGGAUCCUCAUUGUGGCCACCCUGAGCGUCGCGUCCUCGUGGUUCUUCCUCCGCAAGGUGCGCGUCGAGACAGAAGUCCUGUCCAACCACGCUGUCCGUCUUCACUUUGACUAUACCACACCUGUCAACGGCAGCUUCACACGCCUGUCCGAAAGGCCUCUUCUGGAAUGGCACUCUUUCGCCACGAUCCCCAAGCCCAAGGCCUCGGGCAAGGGAUACUCCCUGCUCGUAUCCAACGCUGGGGACUGGACGUGCCGGUGCAUUGAGAACCCCCCGACCCAGAUGUGGGUGCGUGGCCUGCCCACAUGCGGCGUCAUGCGCAUUGCGACCUUGUUCAACCGCGUGGUCAUCAUCGCCACGGGCUCGGGCAUCGGGCCUGUCCUCGGGCACAUUGGGCAGCCGAGCUGCCCUACGCAGCUCAUCUGGUCGACCAAGGACCCUGAAUCGACCUUUGGCGAGAACGUCAGCCGCACGAUCCGGCGGAACAUUCCCGACGCGGUCAUCCACGACACCAAGGUCAACGGACGUCCUGAUCUGGUGCGGAUGGGAUUCAACAUGGCGACCAAUUUCGGGGCGGAGGCUGUCAUCAUCAUCGCCAACGAGAAGAUCACCAAGAAGGUGGUGUAUGGUCUUCAGACGCGUGGCGUGCCAGCUUACGGCGCCAUCUGGGACAGCUGAGUGUCUAUGAACUUGCUGUCCCGUCCAUUCAUGGAUAUAUCUCCUUUUAUUGUCCAUUUCUCUUUUCUCAUUGGGAGGCUCAGCUCGUUUCUUUUUUUCACAUGGCGCGUUUCUGGAUCUAUUUUCAUGGCAUAGCCUGUCUGGCUGUUUUCUCUUGUCUUUUCAUACCAUAAUACCAUUUCACUUACUCUUCUCCAAUUGAAUCUGUUUUCACACGCUUGGAGUGUCAUGUCCAUU